This is a messenger RNA of Paramecium sonneborni, 2442 nucleotides long. NCBI's taxonomy places the organism in Eukaryota, Ciliophora, Oligohymenophorea, Peniculida, Parameciidae. The record is from the annotation of a GenBank genome assembly.
AUGAAAAAUACCAUUCCAUAAAGUCCAUCUCCAUAUAAAUUAAAGGAUUCAAAUCUAAACUAUGAUACGUAAUAAUAUUAAGAAUUAAUGAAAAAUUUCGAAAAUUUAAUCAAAGUUACUCAAGACAAAUUAUAUUCUAAUUAAAAAAAAAUAGAAGAAACAUGUAAAUGUUCAAUAGAAGAUCAAUAUUAAGCAUUAUUGAUAGAAAAUGAGAAUUUAAAGUAAUUGAUAGGAGAUUUAUAAAUAAAAUUAGAGCAACAUAAUUUAAAUGUUAAAUAAAAUGAAUAGCAAUAACUUGAAUCCUUUAUGAAGGAAGCUGUAAUUAAAUCAGAAUAAUAAAAUGAACUUAUAGAAAGAUUAUAACAAUAAACUUUAGAAUUCUAAUAACAUUUGUUAAUUGAGAAAGGUAAACAUUGCUAAACUCAAAAAUAACUUUCAAAUAUUUAGGAAGAAUUUGAUAAUUAUAAAAAAGAAAGAACUCUUUAAUAGUUUUAUGAUUUUGAAGUUACUGAGAAAAUCACCUAAGGUUAUUAGGAAUUAGUUAAAGAAAAUUAAAAAUUAAAAUAAUAAGAAAAAGAAUUUUAGUAAGAAAUAGAAAAGUUAAAAAUAGCAUUAAAUUAGGCUUAUAUAUCACUAUCAAAAUAAUCAUAAUAAAAUAAAAUAAUAACUAGAAUUACAAAUCAGGAUGAAAUGUAAACUGCUGGGACUUAAACAGAAACCAUAAUAUUUUAAUAACAUGAAAUUUUAAAGGAGAGAAUAAAUAAUUCAAUGUAUAAUCUAGAAAGAUUCAUAGCUUAAUAUUUGGAUAAAAAGAAGCUAAGAAAUAAAUCAGCAAAUGAAAACAAAUUUUAUUCUGAUCUAAGUUGUUGGUAUAUAAAAUUAUCAUUAAUUUAGGAUUGAAUAAGCAAAGAGUGAAUUAAUUUCUUAUAAAUAGUAAAUAACGGGAUUAGUUUAUGAAAAAGAACAAUCAAAAGAAUAGUUAAAUGUAGCCAAAUAUGACUUAGAACAAAUUUAAAACUAAUUUAAUUUAUAAACACAAACUUUAAGAGAUGAGCUAUAAACUCUAAAUAAAAAGCAUUAAAUUCUAUUGGAAGAUUUUAACAAAGCCUAAUUAAAAUCUUCUGAAUUAAUAGAUGAAAAAAAAUAAUCUAAUAAUUAAAUCAUCUAGCUUCAAAAAGAACUUAAUGAACUUAAAUAAUAAUAUGAAUAGUUAUAAUUUGAAUCUAAUUCAUAUGAUACAUAAUUUAAGAUUAUUACUCAAUCUUAUCAAAGUGAAAAGAAAUAAUUAGAAGGAUAACUUGAAAGUUACUAAUAAAAACAUUAAUCUUUAACAACUGAUCUGAAUUAAAGUAUACUGUAAAAAGAAUAAAUAAUAAAUAAAUUGGAAAUGGCAAAUAAUAAUAUUUAACAAUUAUAGAUAUAUUUGAAAGAAACUUAAGAAAAUGCAAAUAAUUUUUAAGAAUAGUUGAGGUUAUCUUAAGAGAAAAUUAAAAUUCUAGUACAAGACAAGGAAUAACUUGCAACAUAAAAUUGGGAAUUAGAAUAAAAUCAAUAAUAAAUGAAAGAGAUUAAUAAUAAAUUUAAAGAAAUAUAAUCUAAAUAUGAAAAGGAUAAAUAAAAUAAUUAAAAUCUUAUUAAUGAAAUGGAAAAAGAGAAAGAAGAUUUAAAAAUAUAUUGUUAGAAACUUUAGUAUGAUUUAACAGAGAGAAAUGUUUAAUUAACAGCUUUAAAGGAAUAAUUAUCAAAUAUGGAGUAUUAAUUAUAUUUAACUCCAUCUGAGGAAAAGUCUAGAAUAGAAAAUACAUAUAUGUCAUCUAAAAUUGAGGAUUUAGAGAUUAUUUUAAAAGAAAAAGAUCAAAAAAUUGAAGAUCUUGAAAGGUUAUAUCAUUUAACUAGUUAUGAAUUAAGAAUUUUGUAAGAUUAUUAAUAAACAUUUGAAAAAGACUUGGAUUUUUAUAAAAUCAAAGUUACAAAAUUAGAAUAAGAAUUAAUAGAAUAACAUAAUGUAUUAUCAAUAUCAAAAUCUUAAGUAAAUUCAAAUAUAUGUAAGUAAUUAAUAUAAAAUUAGAAACUAAGAAAUUUGAUGAUCAAACAAAACUGUAAACUUCUCCUAUUUCAACUUUAAAAAUAGAUUCUAAAUCAAGUAGUGGAUCUCCAUAAAUUUAAGUUAAAAUUUUAUCUGGUGAAAUUUAGAGGUUAAGUUAAAUUGUUAAAAUAUAAUAAAAGAAAUUGUUGGACUUAUAAUAUUUUAUUGAAAAAAUGAUAACAUCAAAUGAUUAAAAUAGAUUAUUAGCAAAAUAAAUUCUUGUAUAAGCUAGUUAAACUGGAGAAAUAAAUGGUUUCAAUUUAUUUGAAAAGUUGAAUAUUAAUCAGCAAAUGAAUGUUAAUUCAUCUGAAACAUUUGGUAUUAAUGUUUAGAGCAUUGAAAAGAAUGAAUUUUGA